UCUUCCCCCCCAAUUAUAUGUAUGUGUGUAUGAAUAGCCCCAUUUUUCUCUCUAAAUAAUACAGAAAUGGCCACCAUCACUGCUUGCACCACAACUUCUUCAGUGGCACGUGCCUCCCUCGUGCAAAGGGGAUCUGUAUCCCGCCCCUCUUCUGUUCUUGGAUUACCAUCCAUGAGCAAGGUUGGAAAAGUGAAAUGCUCAAUGGAGGGAAAGCCAAAGGGAGAAUCAAAGUUGGGAAUGGGAGAAUCAUUGAUGGCAGCAGCAGUAGCAGCAAGCAUGUCAAACCCAGCUGCAAUGGCUUUAGUGGAUGACAGAAUGAGCACUGAAGGAACAGGGCUACCAUUUGGGCUCAGCAACAACCUUCUUGGUUGGAUCCUUUUUGGUGUCUUUGGUUUAGUUUGGUCUCUCUACACUGUGUACACUUCUGGCCUUGAUGAGGAUGAAGAGUCUGGAUUGUCUCUUUAAGCUUUUAAUUAAUUACUACUUAUGCACCUUUUAAUUCUUGUGUAUUUAUCAACAUAAGUACUUCUUUUGAUAUAUGUUGUAUCUGUCAGACUCUUCAAUUGAAGUAUUCUAUUUUCUUUUUUUUCUUUCUA
Molecule: messenger RNA, 596 nt
Organism: Solanum dulcamara
Lineage: Eukaryota; Viridiplantae; Streptophyta; Magnoliopsida; Solanales; Solanaceae
Product: photosystem II reaction center W protein, chloroplastic-like
Exons: 2
Coding region: 67-465 (132 amino acids)
Biological process (GO): photosynthesis
Cellular component (GO): chloroplast; photosystem II
Source: RefSeq, a predicted model, not a curated record